AUGGAGGUGCCAAAGCCUGCCCCGAAGAAAGAAGCCUCGUGCGACAAUGCUAUCAAGUUCGACUGGGAGACCAAGGCACGACCCGUCAGAGAGCUGAAGCAUGGUAACGUGCCGGUGCCCAAAGAUUUCCGCGGCCAAGCCAAAUCGUACACCCUGUGGACCCUGAACUCACUGUAUGUGAAUACCGUGGUGAACAACAACCUCGGCGUGAAGGUCAAUGCCAAAGGCGGUGCCACCUUGUCACGGGGCAAGUUCGAGGGUGACUGGUUCAACACGAUGAAGGUUGCAAAAUAUCUUGCUGGAUGGACGGAGGCUUUGCCUGCAUUUCAACGUGCUAAAGUAGCAUCUCAUGUAGCACUGCCGUACACGUGUAAUUAA
Messenger RNA from Symbiodinium sp. CCMP2592, 378 nucleotides. The record is from the annotation of a GenBank genome assembly. NCBI's taxonomy places the organism in Eukaryota, Dinophyceae, Suessiales, Symbiodiniaceae.